AUGGCUUCUCCGUCUUACACAGGGCUUUCCGAGCCCUUUGCCAUUCUGACACCCAGACUUAUCGUUAUUCCUACGCCAAUCGCAGUAGAUGUGGCGCCCUAUCGGGAGAUGUACGCUGCAUUGCACGCAGAUGCUGGAUUUUGCCGCAUGGGCUUCGGCGAGCGCUUUCCCGUCAAGAACUGGAAUGACGAUGAAACGCGCGACGUGAUUGAGACGCGCGAUAUUGGGCGUUCGUGGCGGAGACGUGGCCUUGGGGAUUUCGCCGUGGCGCUUCGUCCACAACCCGGAUCUGGAACCCAGCAAGAUUCUAGCUCUACUGUGUCAAUGCUGCGAGGGGAGGAGUUUGAAAAGUUUGUGGGUCCAAACGGCGCACGGCUGAAUGAGCUUCAAUGGGUGGGAUACUCGGGAAUUCGCGAUGCAACAACGACGUCGCUUCCACCACAAGAAGCUGGAGAGGAGCCCUAUCCAGACUGGCUGGAGAUGGUUGAAAUUAGAUACGGAGUUUCCCCGGCAUUUUGGGGAAAGGGCAUUGCCCCAGAAGCAUCGAAUGCGGUCGUGCAAUGGGCGAUGCGUGAGAAGGGAGUGACGAGAUUCAUCGCGGAGACAGAACGGGAUAAUCAACGGAGUGGCCGGCUUCUCCAAAAGCUCGGAUUCGUUCACAGCGGGACGAACUAUUGGAAAGAGCGUUGUGGUGGAUAUUUUGCUUGCCCUGCUUCACGAUAUGAGGCUCAAUCAGUCGUCACUCUGCUCGAUACCAAGAUCCACAUCCCUAUCAUCUCAGACCUUCUCAACAAGGUCGGUGUCCUCGAUAUCUCCUUCUUGGACUUGCUCUGCUGGAUUGCCGCUGUCAAAUUCACAGUUGUCUACAAGCUGAUCGAACAAGUCCCACCAUUCCCUACCAAUGACUACUCCGUACAAGCCACCAUCUCAGCGAACAACUGGGACGAACUGCAAGAAAUAUUCGGCCAAUCCGACUGGUCUCUCAAGCCAAAACUUCCCACGGCAAUUCAGAAGCCCUUCUUUGAAGUUUGUCACGGAACAGCCGGUUCCUCAGCCUGA
Messenger RNA from Penicillium cataractarum, 1059 nucleotides. Its product is annotated as GNAT family N-acetyltransferase. Gene Ontology annotation, molecular function: acyltransferase activity, transferring groups other than amino-acyl groups. The transcript is spliced from 2 exons. NCBI's taxonomy places the organism in Eukaryota, Fungi, Ascomycota, Eurotiomycetes, Eurotiales, Aspergillaceae. The record is from RefSeq and is a predicted model, not a curated record. The coding region runs from base 1 to 1059 and encodes 352 amino acids.